Molecule: messenger RNA, 467 nt
Organism: Dermacentor andersoni
Lineage: Eukaryota; Metazoa; Arthropoda; Arachnida; Ixodida; Ixodidae
Source: RefSeq, a predicted model, not a curated record
CAUGCCAAAAAAAGUUCAAGAAUCUCAAGGAUCAUUUCACAAAACUCAAGCAAGAGAUCAAGCAGAAGACCAGAAGUGGGGCUGGCACAAAAGAUAUACCCACAAUUAAGUGGAAACACUUCGAAGCAAUGGUUCCCAUUAUGGAAAAAGUGUAUGAAGAGCCUAUCCUUUGGAGCAAUCUGGAAUUAAAGGCGUCCCAACAAAUGGAAGAGCCAGCAGAAGGAGAUGAAGAACAUGAAAUGCUGGGGCAAGAUUGUCUGCAACAAGGUGGCAGCAGCUCGACCGACAGAAGUGUCCUUGCUGCUCCAACAGACAUUUUCCCCGCUGUAAGAAGUGCUCAUCAAACUCCGAGUGACACCUUCGAAACGUCGACAGAGGAAGACCAAGAUAGACACGUGGAGGAGCAAAUUGCAAGGCAAGGAUGUUGUUGCAUAUGCAGUGUGCCAAUAGAGGUACAGUGUGUUUAG